AUCGUCAGCAACUGCAGUUAUUGGAAAAUGAGCGGACAAAGAUGUUGAGGUCAAAGAAAACGGCUCCUUGUGUAUUUUCGGCUUAAUAAUGAUUAUCAUUACAUUCUUGACAUUGCUGAGUGGGUUGUCAAAUAGCAUGCUGCUUCUAUAUGUUGAUUAAUCUUCUUCAUCUCGAGGCGUUUAGUCUUAAACUUCAAGUGCAUGCAUAUUGUUGACUAAGCAAGUGCAAGCGAGCACCAACAUGGCGACACUCAAGAAUUCGACAAAUCACUCUGGGACGACAUCCCUGAACAAGAGAGCCUUGCAUAUUCGAGGCGGGUAUGAGGAACCGGGGUCAGUUGAAUCAAGCAGCUCCGAGUCUGAUGACGGCGUGGAUAGCGAAGCAGGUACACUGCAUAAGAUACGUCGUGUAGAUCACGUCGACGGCCACUUCGCCACCUUCAUAUAUUAUGUUACCGGUGCUGCUGUGUUAGUACCCUCGCUUCUUGUAAUAUGUGAGAUCUUGUUGUUCCUUCUAGUGUAGUAGUAGCAGGAGUAUACAACGUACUCAUGGGGCAGAUGUCACAUUAUCAAUGCUGCUCACGAAUCCUUUCAUACUUCUGGGGCAGUUCUCUCUUUCUGAGCUCUCAACCUCUUAUUCUUUACUCACUUUGAUCUCGGUGGUUUACAACUUUCUACUCUUUUGUGGAUCAUGUCACAUCGAUUCAUCCUGCGUGUAGGUGCUAGAUGCCUAUUAGGGAUGCACAGAAUAGAACCCUUUCAUACUUUACGUUUCAAUCACUAUGGGGCUGCUGCAUUCCGAUUGUCUAGGACAUCAUGAUCGGUAGAUUCUAACCGCUUCUUGACUGCGUGGCCGCGAAGGGGCCUUGGUUGAAGUUGGCGCAAGCGGAAAGCCAACGAAAACUUGCAGCCGCACUUCCUCCGCACGAGUCCGGUAUAGCAAGUACAGCGAAAAACCCAGUACAACGUUCUCACACAGGACUAUUGGAAAAUGACGAGGUGGUACACGCGGUAGACAAUGCGCACAUAAGCUUAUCACCGCUUGUGAUGUUGCAGCAUCAGUUCCUGGAAACCUUUAUACAGCGAAUCACGAGCUUGAUCACGCGUGGAGAAAUGUUGCAGCCUUUUCUGUGUCCCUUCGAGCCUGCGGUUGAUGUCUUCUCUAACGUGGAAAAAAAUCGAUAUUUCGCGGGUCUUGCGGUCGGGGGCGCGCGACCUAUAGCACAGAUUACCAGUAUGCAAAAACUUUUGCUCCCCGUUUGCAAGAGCUUCGACUGCUCUAAAAGCAGCGUGCCUAGUCCAAAAAGUCCACAUGCGUCUACGUCGGUUGCGCAAGUAGGUCAAGCAGGCGAAAAUGCUUCAAAUUUGGGAAAAGCGCGGCCGCAUGUUUCCCUAGCGUGGACCUUGUAUAAGCCUACACUGAAGUACGAUCCUAGAAAUCCGUACGGCGACUGUUGUUUUCCCCGUGCGCUGGGUUCCCUCGCGUUGGCUCCUGGGAGUGCCAGUACCACUAAUAGUAAGUCAACGUGGAUGAGCAGUGGAAGUGGCUCUGGUGCCCCCACGUCAUCAUGGAGUUCCACUUGUGCCUCUGGUGGAGGUAUUGCUUUGCCACAAACCUUGCCGUUGAUGUUGGAAUUUUCAGCCAUUACAGCGCAGGUUGGGCAGAGGAUACACAGAAUCCCACUUCCCAGUAGCAGGGGCAAGUAGUCAGACAUACAUAAAUGUAUGUUAUAGAACAUAUGAGUAUAGUUGUAGAACACCAUUGUGCUUAUCCAAUAGGUAUACAG
This is a messenger RNA of Amoebophrya sp. A25, 1787 nucleotides long. NCBI's taxonomy places the organism in Eukaryota, Dinophyceae, Syndiniales, Amoebophryaceae. The record is from the annotation of a GenBank genome assembly.